AUGGCGCAUCAGCGAGCACUAACCACACCGGAUUUGCAAUACUAUCACACCACCGCCAGCACGCCGAGCCUGAGGAGUCGCGAACCUAUGGAAGUACUAGAGCGGCCAGUCACACCCAUUGACGGUGGCGGUGGGAAUGUCAAAGUGGUCGUCAGAGUCCGGAAGUUCGUUAAGAGGGCAGAGUUGGAGAAGCAGUCGCCAUGCCUCGUUCAGAUGAACCCGCAUACCAAUGAAACCAUACUACAUCCGCCGUCACUUACAUCGGAGGAGGGCCACGACCGACGCCGACAAUACGAGCAGAAGGACUUCACAUUCGACAAGUCCUUCUGGUCACACAACGACAAAGACACUCAUUAUGCGGAACAGCGCGACAUCUACGCCUCGUUCGGCGAGGAGUUCCUCGACCACAACUUUGACGGGUAUCAUACCUGCAUAUUCGCGUACGGACAGACAGGCUCCGGCAAAUCAUACACGAUGAUGGGCACCCUCGACCAACCCGGCCUCAUCCCACGCACUUGCAGAGGCCUGUUCGAGCGCAUCGAAGCGGAGCAGAACGGUAGUAUAACGUACAACGUCCACGUCUCCUACUUCGAGAUCUACAAUGAGCACGUCAAGGACCUGCUCACUCCACGCACCACCGCACCGACGUACCUGAAGAUCAGGGAGAGCAAGAGCGACGGCGUGUACGUACAGAACCUGACCGAUGAGCCGGUCAAGAGCUACGAGGAUAUUGAGCGCUUGAUGAAGAUGGGCGACAUGAAUCGAACUACCGCCAGCACGAAGAUGAACGACACGUCUUCGCGCUCACAUGCCGUCUUCACGUUAACGCUCAAACAAAUCCAGCACGACAUUGCCACGGACAGUACCAUCGAACGACUCGCCCGCAUGCGUCUGGUCGAUCUAGCUGGCUCCGAACGCGCGAACCGUACCGAAGCGACCGGCCAGCGACUUCGUGAAGGCGGCAACAUCAAUCAAUCCCUCACCACCCUCGGCCGUGUCAUUGCAGCUCUUGCCGACCCCAAACGCCAGCGCGCAAGUCGUCUCACCGGCCUGCAAAACCAAGCCAAGCGCCGCACAGAAGUCGUGCCCUAUCGUGACUCUGUUCUCACCUGGUUACUCAAAGACUCUUUAGGCGGCAACUCGAAAACAGCCAUGGUCGCCUGCAUCUCACCCACCGACUACGAGGAGACUCUCAGCACGCUCCGCUACGCCGACCAAGCGAAACGCAUCCGUACCAAAGCUCACGUCAACCAAGAUGCCGUCUCCGCCGCCGAGCGCGACGCCAAGAUCAUCGAGAUGCAGGAAACGAUCAAGACGUUACAGCACUCGGUCAACAGCGCCGCGGCGCGGAAGCGAGACGAAGCUGACCGUGCGCGGGAUGAGCUGGAGGACUACCAGCGGCAAGUCACGAAGAUGCAGCGAGCGAUGGAGGAGAGCCGUGCAGUCUCUGACGUCAAGAUCCGCGCACUCACGCUAGAAGUCGAAGAGCUGCGACCGCAGAAUGCGGCGUUGAGAUUACAGAUUGAGGCGUUGCAGCGCCAUCUCACUCUCGCUGUUGGAGAGCUAAAGGAUCCGAUCGUGCUGCCGGAAGGGAUGGCACGAUCGCUGGAUGCGGAGAGCGAAGUGGGUGAAGGGUCUGAUAGCGGCAUUGACGAUGUGUUUCCUAGUGAAGACGGCGGCUUUGAGCACGAGGCUUGGCAGGCUGAGGUGGACGCGCUCUUGCAGGAUAUUGGUCUGUUCAAGCGCAAAGUUGCGGACGAUAAGGAGAGGUUCCCGCAUCAGCCGCAAGAGGGCACGGAUGACGCUAGCACAACUUGGUGA
This is a messenger RNA of Baudoinia panamericana UAMH 10762, 1821 nucleotides long. RefSeq lists its product as uncharacterized. The coding region runs from base 1 to 1821 and encodes 606 amino acids. The record is from RefSeq and is a predicted model, not a curated record. NCBI's taxonomy places the organism in Eukaryota, Fungi, Ascomycota, Dothideomycetes, Mycosphaerellales, Teratosphaeriaceae. Gene Ontology annotation, molecular function: ATP binding; microtubule motor activity; microtubule binding. Gene Ontology annotation, biological process: mitotic spindle organization; microtubule-based movement. The transcript has 2 exons.